UAAUGAGUAGAAAAAUCGAACUUAUCUUAUACAGUUGUACUAUCUAUUUCUAUUACAGUGAGCAAACUAUAAUUUACAAGGGAAAAAGAAAACAAAAGAGAAGGAAUCAAAGCAUCAAAGAAAUGGAAUUGAAUUCUCCACCAAAUUCGUCAUCGUAGGUCUCACUCUCACUCAUUUCCACUCUGUUUAGCGGACUUUCCGAAGCCUCUAUUUCCCACUAAAAAACCCCAUAAAAACCAAAACAGAGCAGAGCAAUCGGAACAGAGUAAGCUGAGAAAACACAGAGAAACCACCGCAAACUAACAAAAAGCAAGUGAGACUGUCUGACCGCGGUUCUGUUUCUGUCACUGAUAGUUGUUAAAAGAAAAAAAAAUGCAGGCGUCAACUUUUACAGUCAAAGGCGGUAUAGGUUUUGGGAUCCAAAAGCGUACAAGGAUUUUGAAUGGUUUUGGGGAAUCUAAAAAACCAAGUUUGGGAUUGAGAAUGACCGAUAGGAGUGCUUGCUGUGGUCUACGCACCAGUUCGACGGCUAUGGAGACUGAGCUCACUGGUGCAAGAGUGGGUGCUUAUGGCAUUUUCAGGUCCUCGGCCAAGCCCAGAUCAGUCAAGGCUCAGGCUACUGAUGGUGAUCUUGAGAAUGUUCCUUUCACUGUGCCUCAGGGCAAAUCUUCUGGGACUGUUUUGCCAUACGUUGGUGUUGCUUGUUUGGGAGCUAUUUUGUUUGGUUACCAUCUUGGGGUGGUAAAUGGUGCUCUUGAGUACCUUGCCAAGGAUCUUGGGAUUGCAGAAAACACUGUAUUACAAGGAUGGGUUGUUAGUGCACUUCUCGCUGGUGCCACUGUUGGUUCAUUUACUGGUGGAGCAUUGGCAGACAAGUUCGGUAGAACAAGGAGUUUUCAAUUAGAUGCCAUCCCACUGACAAUUGGAGCAUUUCUUUGUGUCACAGCCCAGAGUGUACAGACUAUGAUAAUAGGCCGCUUACUUGCUGGCAUAGGAAUUGGUGUCACAUCUGCUAUUGUACCACUUUACAUAUCUGAGAUCUCACCAACUGAAAUUCGUGGUACACUUGGAUCUGUGAACCAGCUAUUUAUAUGCAUUGGGAUUCUUGCAGCUUUGGUGGCUGGAUUACCUUUGGCAGGAAACCCUCUAUGGUGGAGGACAAUGUUUGGUAUUGCAAUUUUACCUUCUAUUUUAUUGGCAUUAGGAAUGGCUGUUUCUCCAGAAAGUCCUCGGUGGCUUUUUCAGCAAGGAAAAAUUGCUGAAGCUGAAAAGUCUAUAAGAACUCUAUUUGGAAAGGAAAGAGUUGCUGAGGUUAUGCAUGAUUUAACAACAGCAACUCAAGGUUCUACAGAACCUGAAGCAGGAUGGUUUGAUCUGUUUAGUAGCCGCUAUCGGAAAGUUGUUAGUGUAGGUGCAGCACUUUUCUUGUUCCAACAAUUGGCUGGGAUAAAUGCUGUGGUAUAUUAUUCUACCUCUGUGUUUCGGAGUGCUGGGAUUGCCUCUGAUGUUGCAGCAAGUGCUCUUGUUGGGACGGCAAAUGUCUUUGGCACAGCUGUUGCAUCCUCCUUGAUGGAUAGGCAGGGAAGGAAAAGUCUUCUCAUCACAAGCUUUUGUGGAAUGGCUGCUUCGAUGUUGUUGCUUUCUCUGUCCUUUACUUGGAAGGUCCUGGCACCAUAUUCUGGCACUCUUGCUGUUCUUGGGACUGUUCUCUAUGUAUUGUCCUUUUCACUUGGUGCUGGUCCUGUGCCUGCUCUUCUUCUACCAGAGAUAUUUGCCUCUAGAAUCAGAGCAAAGGCAGUUGCUUUAUCAUUAGGCAUGCAUUGGAUUUCCAAUUUCGUCAUUGGCCUUUAUUUCCUGAGUGUUGUGACCAAGUUUGGAAUCAGCUCAGUGUAUUUGGGAUUUGCAACUGUCUGUCUUCUUGCUGUCCUGUACAUAGCUGCUAAUGUUGUGGAAACAAAGGGGAGAUCUUUGGAGGAAAUAGAGCGUGCUCUUAACCCUGCAAUUUGAUGAGGAUAUCUUUCUAAAGUGCAUGUUAUCACAAUCUCACUGCAACUCUUGGAUUUUGACCUUGGGGCGGGUGCUCUGGUUCUCCUUUUCCAGGACAUUAUUGCAUUAUCUGCUGGGACUCAAAACCAACUUGUAUAUUGCCCCAAAUUUCACAAUCUUAUGUUUAUUGCUCCACAUUUCGCUAUAUUGAGUUCCUUAAUUGUGACGACAUUUUAGAAUCAGGUUACUGAGGCUAUGUGAUAUAAAAUAAGAAUGUAUUUUGUCA
This is a messenger RNA of Quercus robur (English oak), 2272 nucleotides long. RefSeq names its product plastidic glucose transporter 4. NCBI's taxonomy places the organism in Eukaryota, Viridiplantae, Streptophyta, Magnoliopsida, Fagales, Fagaceae. The record is from RefSeq and is a predicted model, not a curated record. The transcript is spliced from 14 exons. Bases 373 to 2007 code for a protein of 544 amino acids. Gene Ontology annotation, cellular component: membrane. Gene Ontology annotation, biological process: carbohydrate transport; transmembrane transport. Gene Ontology annotation, molecular function: carbohydrate:proton symporter activity.